Colletotrichum phormii is the source of this 1648-nucleotide messenger RNA. RefSeq lists its product as uncharacterized. NCBI's taxonomy places the organism in Eukaryota, Fungi, Ascomycota, Sordariomycetes, Glomerellales, Glomerellaceae. Gene Ontology annotation, biological process: rRNA base methylation. The transcript has 4 exons. The coding region runs from base 151 to 1554 and encodes 467 amino acids. The record is from RefSeq and is a predicted model, not a curated record. Gene Ontology annotation, cellular component: nucleus. Gene Ontology annotation, molecular function: 23S rRNA (adenine(1618)-N(6))-methyltransferase activity.
GAAAGGUUUUUGAUACGCUCUUAAAUGUCUUGCAUUCUGCCCUUGGACACCGGCAUUCAAUCAUCGCCCGGUGACGCCAGGGCGGAUUCUCAGACACCAGGAAUGUCUUGCUCAAUAAUCGAGUAAAACCACCAAGCACCCCGGGCAGCCAUGACAGGCAAAAGACGAAGGAGCUCGGAGAGCAUUCCUUCCGCAGCCAACGAUGUCACCCUGCAAAGCAUAAUCCGCCGGGCGGAUCGCGGUCUCGUGGGUCGACCACCAGAGCCUGGUACCCACGCUGAUGCCUACUUCCGCAAUCUUUACUCAACGGAACCAGACUUUGGGAAGCUGGGCCGCCAAGACCAAGAAUUUGGAGCUAUGCUCAAACGUGGAAAUCUUGAUUUCAAUGAUCCAUCUGCCGUGAUGCAGCUCACCAAGACGCUGCUGAAAGCUGACUUUGGACUGAGUAUUGAUCUGCCUGACGAUCGUCUGUGCCCACCUGUACCAAAUCGCCACAAUUACCUCCUCUGGCUGAAGAGCCUACUAGAUAGCACCACCUACGGUGAUCCAGAUCAAAACGUCCUCGGGCUCGACAUCGGCACCGGAGCAAGCUGUAUCUACCCGCUUCUAGGAUGCACACAGCGGAAAUGGUCCUUCUACGCGACAGACAUUGACUCAAGGAGUCUGGAAUUCGCCAAGAAAAACGUAGAGUUGAAUAAUCUACAAAGUCGAAUCUCCGUCGUUGCCCGUACGCCCCAAGAUUCCAUGGUCCCCUUGAAAGAUUUGGGUACCGAGUCACUCACCUUCGUCAUGACAAAUCCCCCAUUUUACACCUCCGAAGACGACCUCUUAAACUCAGCAAAGAAAAAGUCGCGCCCUCCCUUGACGGCAUGCACCGGUGCACCAGUAGAAAUGGUGACGGACGGCGGCGAAGUCAAGUUCGUGUCCAGGAUUCUCGAGGAAUCACUCGUCCUGCGUGAGCAAGUGCAAUGGUACACAUCCAUGUUUGGGAAACAAUCGAGCCUUGAGGAGUUCAUCGCGAUUCUGAAAGAGAAGAGCAUCGGCAACUACGCCGUGACGGAAUUUGUGCAAGGUAACAAAACGAGGCGGUGGGCCGUCGCGUGGAGUUUCGGCACGAUGAGACCGUCAGAGGAGGCAGCCAAGGGGAUGAAGGCUGCCGUUUGGAAGAAGUUUUUGCCUCCGAGUGUAGAAUCCGAGGUGACUACAUUCCCGCUUGGUACAGAGAUAGGGAAGCUGCAAGACAAUGUUCAAGGGCUCAUGUCUUCAUUGGAACUACUUUCCUGGGAAUGGGACCGUGAGAAGCUUGCGGGUGUUGGCAGGGCGCGGGAGAAUGUAUGGAGUCGCGCUUGGAGACGGAAGAAGAUGCGGGAGGCACGCGAGGGCAAGAUCGAAGCCGAGGGAUCAUCAGACUCUGAGGUAUGCAAGUUUGGGUUUGAGGUUGUGCUAGAUGUUGGGCGAGAGAGGAUCGCCUUGAGGUGCCGGUGGAGGGAGGGGCAUGAUCAGGCACUCUUUGACAGCUUCGGUGGGUUUCUCAAGACCCGGGUGACCAUAUAAUUGGUCUGUCUUAUCGCUACCCGAGGAGAACAUUGCAAGAUAUCUCUCUUCUAGUUCCGACUCACCCAGUAAUGGAAAUGCAAGCAGCAACCAG